AUCAUCACUGCCUUCUCCGGGGAGCAGCAUUUUGCUUGACCCAUGAAAGCGGCAGUAAUGCUGAGUGUUCUAUGACGCACGUGUGUGGCUUGAGUCCUCCACAGAGCGUGCAAGAAAUGUAGGAGAUCGCUAGAUGACUAGAGGAUCAGCGCUACGGUCGGGCAAUCUUAACCGUAAUGGACUGCCGUGCUUCUAAUACCAGGGCGGUCUGCCCGCCUGUUGGCUCAGCUCAACUGGCUUGCGGCUUAGUAGCAACCAAUGUAAAGGGCACGCCAACGCCUUGCUGUCAAUUUAACUGUCCUUCAAAAAGCGUGGAGGACUGCCGCGUUGUAUCCGACCCUUUUGCGCUUGGAUGUCAUAGUAGGAGGCCUUGGUCAACCAUACGAGAACCUGUUCGCUGCGCGGAUGUUACACUUAUAACACUAGAAGUCUAUGCCCGCUUAGCAUUCCCUCAAUUCUGAUUCUGCGGCCCACCUUUGCACGAGAAUGCGAGAUCAUGGCGCCUUUACUGGCCGUUGACUAUACACUGCUGGAGAAGAGGACACCGAUUCCUUCGACACGGACGGAACCACCAACUCGCGAUAGCCUGUCCACAGAGGGAGGAUUCCUUGAGGCAUGGGCUCAAGGUUAUAAUGUUGGGUCGUUGAUAAUCCUCAUCCUCAUCGUCUUCUGCAACUAUCGAUCUGGUAUUCUGCUACAUAAGCUCAUUCUGUUCGAGCUCGUCCUCGCUCUAUGGCACGGUACUUUCAUCUUCGUCAAAGAUCCUAACUAUGGUUGGUACCUUUCCUCGACCGCCGCGCUUCUUUUCAUCUCCUAUCAAAUCCAUAAUGUCGUCUCCUGGCUGAAAAUUCGCCCCUUCCUCCCCCUCUGGGGGUCCCGGCUCUUCAUCUUCUCUCUUCUUGCCGUCCAGCCCUUCUGGAUUGCGGAAGCCUGGUCCAACUUCGAGUAUUUCAACGGUCUUGGAUCCGAUGUUAACGUGCGCAUGCGACCCUAUGAAGCUCUCCUGCGCGACCCAUGGUGGAUAUUCACGACCUGGAAGCUUAUCAGCUCUAUCAAAGAAUCAUAUGGGUACAGUAUCUGGGCGUUGGUGAAGAUCAACUCAAGAUUCGGAGUCAUGCUAGCAUGCAUGUUCAUUUCCAUUGCAUUUCUUCUCACAGAUGUCGCAGUCAAUGCCGCGCACAUUACGACUGCAUCUGGGAUCAAUCCAUACUGGCGGUUUGCGUUGGUCUUCAAGUGUGCUUCUGAUACCAUAUUCCUAGACGACUUUAAGUCCGUACUCGACGACAUCAUCGCGCGCAAGUUAAGCUCAGCAGGCGGCGGUACGGUCCACACCGGUCCACACCACGGCCAUGAUACGAGAAAGCUCUCCUUCUCUUCGAUGCGUGGCGACCCCGCGCUCAUAGAGUGCGCACCAAUACCAGGACCAGAACCUCGAACCACCAUGGAAAAGUCAAACCGUGCACCAAAAUGGUCAAAAUCAUUCAAUCCUUUCAAAUCGCAUGAGCAGAAACAAAUCAUACCGAAGAUCCAUGUGCAGCGAGAAACAACAGUAACAUUGGAGUUGCGCAAACCAAGCCACGACAGCUGGCAUAGCGAGGAAGGACUGUUGAGAACACCAGAGGCUGCUGCGGUUGGUGGCCCCAGGCAUGAUGCCCCUAUCGUUGCGUCUGCUCUAUGUACAGGGCGUCCAGCGUUCACGCAAAAGGGACAUGAGAUGAAGUAGAAGCGGAACC
This is a messenger RNA of Paraphaeosphaeria sporulosa, 1733 nucleotides long. RefSeq lists its product as uncharacterized. Bases 497 to 1723 code for a protein of 408 amino acids. The record is from RefSeq and is a predicted model, not a curated record. Lineage: Eukaryota; Fungi; Ascomycota; Dothideomycetes; Pleosporales; Didymosphaeriaceae. The transcript is spliced from 2 exons.